AUGCCAUGGCAGACUGAAAUCCCCUGGACACUGAUAAGGCGACCAGCAAAGCCCUGGUCCAGCGCUUUACGCCAGAAGACAACCCACUAUCCUUCCCAUUGGUUGAGCAUCUUCUCUACAUGCCCUCUCUACUUUAUGCCGUUCAAAGUAUUGGUGCAGAAACGCGUCUUCAACAGCGAGGCCUCGCGAUCCAGUCUCUACGAAAAGAACUCCAGAACCCUGAUUAAAAUCAAGCCUGCAACGGUGCUGAGUGUUUUUCUCCUUGGCGUAUCCGCGUGUUGGACGGAGGACAAGCCCCUUUGCUACGGAAAAGAGCACAUGUCAGGUGCGCGUACACUAUUGGAAAGACUGCUCUGGUUCAGUACAUACUUGGGUGGUACCUCUACUGGGAUAUGGACUUGUGCCUUCGUUGCAGACCCUGGCGACUACAAGUUCUCUGCUCAAGCCGAAGGAAGCAUUUUGCAAGCUGUGGAGAGUGGCCAUGAUUUUCACUCGAUGACUGGAGUUUCCUCGGUGCUAUUCUAUCAUCUUGCGUCUGUGGGCCGCCACUGCCGAAGGUUGGUGCAAACAGGUGCUGCGGAUCCAGAUCUGGAGGCGUCUUUCGAAAGGACCCUUCUCGACUGGAAACCCAGACACAGUGACAAAACACUGGUAGAAAUGAGUCUUGCAUAUCGGAAUCAUGGCCUCAUCAUGCUCUAUGAAAUUUGCGGAAGACGCGACCAACCACAGACGAACGGUGUAUAUCGUGGCCCUGCAAUUUGGAACAAUACACGCACUCGACAUGCUAUCAGAUCUCUUGCUUUUGAUAGUCUUGAAAGACUGUUGGGAACGCCGAUUGAUGCGGCAUGCAUGAACUUUCACUCAAUGACUCUUCUGACGGCAGGUGCUCAACUUCAGCACAACGACACCAUUGUACGAGUCCAGGUUGUCGAAAGGUUCAAGGCUCUAUACUCGAUAAAUCAAAUCGCCGUCAAUCUAUGGGCUAUUGAGUUGUUGGAAGAGCUUUGGGGCCUGCGCGACAACGGCAACCCAGUGUCUUGGCCAGAGUUGCUGUUGUCAAAGGACUGGACUUUGAAUUUUGCUUGA
Molecule: messenger RNA, 1086 nt
Organism: Colletotrichum gloeosporioides
Lineage: Eukaryota; Fungi; Ascomycota; Sordariomycetes; Glomerellales; Glomerellaceae
Exons: 4
Coding region: 1-1086 (361 amino acids)
Biological process (GO): positive regulation of transcription by RNA polymerase II
Cellular component (GO): nucleus
Molecular function (GO): DNA-binding transcription factor activity; transcription cis-regulatory region binding
Source: RefSeq, a predicted model, not a curated record